Molecule: messenger RNA, 1101 nt
Organism: Monoraphidium neglectum
Lineage: Eukaryota; Viridiplantae; Chlorophyta; Chlorophyceae; Sphaeropleales; Selenastraceae
Exons: 5
Coding region: 1-1101 (366 amino acids)
Molecular function (GO): oxidoreductase activity; protein binding
Source: RefSeq, a predicted model, not a curated record
AUGGCGCCCCAAUGCACGUGCCGCAGCAACCAGAUUGUUGCCAAAUGGUUUCAUGAUGAUAGCAGCACGCGGCUCCUGACAGAGGACCAAUGCGCAGCCGACCUGGCCCCGUCCUGUCCCGAGGGCUUGGUGAGGGACGUCCACCAAUUCCUCCAGGACUGGGGUUACAUAAACUUCGGGGCGCUGAAGCCGCCCCAGGGCCCCGCCGACGGCGCCGGGGCCGCGGCCGAUGGCGCCGCCGCAGCCGCCGAGGAGAAGCAGGUCGCGGCGGAGGCCGCCACCGAGGCCCCCGCGCCGGCUGCGGCGGAUGUGGCGGCGCAGCAGCCGGGCGCGGCCGGGGCGGUGGAUGGCGCCGCGGGCGAGGGCGCCGGCGAGGGCACGGGUGCCGCGGCGGCCGGCGGGGCGCCGGACGAGCGGGCGCUGGUGUUCAAGCUGUAUGAGGUGCUGCGGGGCGCUGACAUGGCGGUGACCACCGAGAAGAUGAUCCGCGCCCAGCUGGCGGCGAGCUUUGGGGGGCUGGACCUGUCGGACAAGAAGGCGCUCAUAAAGGACCACGUGCGCUACUUCAUAGACAACCUUGAGCGCAGGGAGACCCUGGAGCCCAAGGGGUAUGAGACCAAGAAGGAGGAGACGGGCCGCAGGGCCAAGGGCGGCGCCAAGGCGGGGGACAAGGAGGCGCAGCAGCAGAAGCCGCCGCAGCGGCCGCGGCGGCGGCCGCCGGCGGGGCGGGUCGUGGUCGUCGGCGCGGGGCCGUCGGGGCUGGCGGCGGCGAGCAUGCUGCAGCGCAACGGCGUGGAUGUCGUGGUUCUGGAGGCGCGGGACCGCGUGGGCGGCCGUGUGCACUCGCACGUGGGGCCGUUCGGCGCGCCAGUGGACCUGGGUGCCAGCCUCAUUACAGGCACGCGCCCCGAGCCCGUCGGCAGCCGGCGCCCCGAUCCCUCCGCCAUCGUAUGCAGGCAGCUGGGCAUACAGCUGCACCCCCUGGAGAGCGAACUCCCGCUCUUUGACUGGCGCGGCGGCGGCGGCGGCGGCGAGGGGGAGGGGGAGGGGCAGGGCGCGCGCAAGGUGCCAGAGGAUCUGGACAAGGCGGUGGACAAGUGA